This is a messenger RNA of Trichosporon asahii var. asahii CBS 2479, 1407 nucleotides long. RefSeq lists its product as uncharacterized. Gene Ontology annotation, biological process: glucan catabolic process. The transcript is spliced from 6 exons. Gene Ontology annotation, molecular function: hydrolase activity, hydrolyzing O-glycosyl compounds. The record is from RefSeq and is a predicted model, not a curated record. Lineage: Eukaryota; Fungi; Basidiomycota; Tremellomycetes; Trichosporonales; Trichosporonaceae. The coding region runs from base 1 to 1407 and encodes 468 amino acids.
AUGAUCGCCACCGCUCUCUCCGCCCUCAUCGCUGCGCCUGCAGCCUGCGCCGGUACCUACCCCAUCGUCGACUCUUACGCCGGCGAGAAGUUCUUCGACCAGACCAUGCAUUCCGACUGCGAACGGCUGGAUGCCAUCGGAUUCGGCCCGGAUGGGCUGAAGUUGAACUCUCGAGCACGCUGUCCCCCCCGAUUUGAGUGUGCGAACCACCCUGCUAACUUCAGCGACGGAUGGAACAUCCCCAAGGCGCAGACGGCCGGUAUCCCUCCCUGGGAUGACACCACCAGCGGUGAUGUCUUCUGGGCGGCCAAGGACAACAGCUCCGUCUUCUCGGUCAACGAGGCCGGCCGUGUUAUUUUGAAGGUCGACAACGAGUCCUUCGUCCCUUACAACGAGAAGCGUUUCGCUCCCAAGCUGGAGUCGAAGCAUGCUUACCAGUUUGACACCGUGUUCGUCAUGGACGCCGUCAAGGUGCCGUACGGCUGCGGUGUCUGGCCGGCCUUCUGGACCGCCGCGCUCGGCACCUGGCCCGAUGGAGGCGAGAUCGACAUCUUCGAGGGUGUCAACCGUCAGGAGACGAACCAGUACGCUGUCCACACCGCGGGCGAGGGGUGCUACGCCGACUUUAGCGUGCAGAUGCUCGGCGAGCCGGGUGUGGACAACUGCUCGAUCGGCGCGAACUAUGGCGCGGGCUGCACUGUGAAGGAUAGAAACCAGAACAGCUACGGACCCGCGUUCGCGCAGGCCGGCGGUGGUGCUUACAUCAUGGAGUUCACGAAGGAGUUCAUCAAGAUCUGGUUCAAGACGCGUUCUGAGGUGCCGCAGUCGAUGACCACUGAUGCCAAGGAGAUCAACACCGACGAGCUGGGCGAGCCGACGGCGUUCUACCCCAACACGCGUUGCAACAUUGAGAGGUUCUUCAAGCCGCAGUCGGUCAUCAUCGACAUCACCAUGUGCGGUGUCUGGGCUGGUGUUAAGAGCACUCUGCAGCAGACCUGCCCGCCUCUCGGUGAACGUGGGUUCGACCUUGACGUCCCUCUGGAUAAGCGAGUCCUGAGCGCUAAUAGCACAGAGGAGAGCUGCUACCUCAAGUAUGUCAUCAACGACCAGAAGGACCACCUCAAGGACGCGUACUUUGAGCUCAACUACAUCAACAUUUUCUCCAAGGCUGAUGUCAUUGGAGGCGACUCUGACGACAAGAAGGACAGCAAGGAGAACGAGAACAAGGACAACAAUGGCAACAAGGACAACAAGGACGGAGAGUCCAAGACGUCCUCGGCGAGCAGCCCUGGUACCACCGGUAGUGGCGGUGAGAUCAUCGGUGCUAGCAACAGCGGCGCCUCGCAGACUGGGCCCGUUGCGGUCGCUGCCGGCGUUCUCGGUGCGGCCGUUGCGCUCCUGCUCUAG